AUGGAGCAGGAUCUCAUAAUUGCUUUUUACACCUUACAUAACGUGUUGAACUCAUUACUCUUGGGUAUCGAGCUCCCAUACACUUUGUUCCUGUAUCUAGGAAUGGCACAGUCAGAAAUUCGCAACAACAUUGCUCAUCUUGACUACUUGGACUUGCACACACAAGCUGUAAGAUGGCCCGCAUGCAUGUUGGACAUUGCUAAUGCUUUGUGUCCUGGCAUGUUCAAUCCAACUUGUACUUUCACAACGGCACUUGAUGUAUCAGAGCCCAUCAAGAAUGAGGACAAGAAACAAGUCAUUAAAGCAAUAUAUUCUAUAUUCUCGCAGUCAUUUGUGCACAUGGUUUGUCAGCGCAAGUUCAACUGGGAGAGAAUGCAUCUUCCCAAGUCCAUGCUUGAAUCUUUAGAUAAAACCGAACUCGUUGACAAGCCCUCAGCCAAAGAUCUGACCGACUCCUCAUAUAUCUUCCCCAAUGCUUUAAACUCUACUCACAACUCUAAUGACUCCUCCAUGCAUCUCUCCACCCAGUAUGAAGACUGGCGUGAUUCCAUCACAUCCGAUGGCCUGUCAACACAUCUCUCUACUAUGACAUUUGCUAGCACUACUCGUUCCUCUUUACAUUCGCUCUCUGACGACAAUGAUGAUGACAACGAUAACAACACAGCCGAGCUCACUCUUUUAUCUGAGCCAGUUGCACGUGGCACACACAAUAUUCGCAUUCUAAAGCCAGUUCGCAUCCCUAGCCCUUCACCACUCACUGGCCCUACUCAGCACAAGUACCCCUCGAAAGACAAAGUGUCAGGCAAAGCACCAAAGCCUACGCCAUUGGUUGCCUCACCCACUAUUCCACCAAGGCUUCCUAGCCCUCCGCCCUUCAUAAUCUCACCUCGCUCGCCUCCAUUGAAAUAUCCAUCAAGGCUUCCUAGCCCUCCACCAUUCAUAAUCUCACCCAACUCACCUCCAUUGAAAUAUGCUGUAUCUUUGUGUCCUCUGCCAUCACUUACAUCACGCUCUCCACAACGCCAGUCUCCUUCGAAGAAAAAGAUGUCUUCAGGCCACUCUAUCCCAGAAUUCAAGGCUGUGUCUGUGCCCUCUAGAGCACUGCCUCCUGAUUUCCAACUAUCGCCUAGCAUACCACAUGGAGUCAAUAGUUCUUUGGAUCCCCAUGUACCAUCUAGUCACCGUGGACUUAAUAUGAAAAAACAAUGCUCAAAUCCCAUGCAGAUACAGACAUUGUUGAAAGGGGGGGAAAAUAACAUCUCAAUUACUAACAAUAUUUAUUUGAUGACAGCUGAAAUGCACCUUCCAAUUCCCCGUGAUGUGGGAGCUGUUCAAAUUUCUGACAACAUCAUGCAGGUCCUUCAGAAUGUUCCUCUUCAUCACACUGCGAUGAAUGAGAUAUGGAGGUGCAUUCACCAAGUUGAUGGCUAUGGUCCCUUGUGUUGGCAGGCCAUCCUUAUGAAGUUAGAUAUUCCAGAGCUGUGUCAGGCCAUUGCUUCAUGUGAUGGCACGUGCAACAAAUGA
This is a messenger RNA of Suillus discolor, 1524 nucleotides long. RefSeq lists its product as uncharacterized. The transcript has 5 exons. Bases 1 to 1524 code for a protein of 507 amino acids. The record is from RefSeq and is a predicted model, not a curated record. NCBI's taxonomy places the organism in Eukaryota, Fungi, Basidiomycota, Agaricomycetes, Boletales, Suillaceae.